CAAUCUACUACUACCUCUCUGUCAUCAACAAACACUUCACUCCAACGUUUAAAAUCUGUGCUUCACUCCGCCAAGCUGGUACCACUUUGGUUAGCUGUAGUUCUUCAAGUCCAAACAUCCAUGUGUUAAUCAAUGUGACAUAAAUCGAAAAACUUUCUAGUGCGGUGUACUGUGUUUAAAUCUAGUUUAGGUUUUGAUUUGGGUUUACGAUGGAAAUUCAAAAUAUUGACAGUAGCAAAGGAAUACCCUGGAUGGAUGAUUUUUCCAAUCAAUCAACAAGUUUUCCAGAAGUACUAAAGGAAGAGACCAGUGAACUGGGGACUGUAAUAAUAUUUGUAAUUUCGGCUGUGCUAACAAUUACCUUAUUAUUUGUGAUAGCAAUUUUCAUAGACUGUAGGCAGCAAAAAUUAACAAACCACCAGUUAGAAGUAAAGAAAAAGCGUAAAUUUUUAAGAAUACCAAGACUAAAAAGGAUUGUGGAGGAUGAGGACACAUUAACUGAUGCCAUGGAGCAACCAUCCACAUCUGCAAGUGUGAUAGUAUAGUAUAUAAAUUAUAUAAUAUAAUGUAUAUAAAAAGUAACUCAAUAAGGAAAAUAUACAUAUCAGUGACUUUACAACCAGUAAAUACAAUUUUACAUUUAAAUGGAAUUGAUGUUGCAUCAUCAACUUUAUGUUUAAGUUCAUUUUUAUUUAGUUUAAUUUUUAUCUGAGUUUUAUUAACAUGUGUAUCAUUGAGAUUUAAAAGAUCUGUGAAUUGUAAUCAUUCUUAAUGAUAAAUUGUCUUAAGAUUACAACAGUAUUUUUUAUAAGAGAAAUAAUUUUAUGAAAUACUUGCGUCUUAAUUUUUAUAAGACUGAUUGUUACUGUAU
Molecule: messenger RNA, 871 nt
Organism: Brassicogethes aeneus
Lineage: Eukaryota; Metazoa; Arthropoda; Insecta; Coleoptera; Nitidulidae
Source: the annotation of a GenBank genome assembly